UGGAAGAAAGGGAGAUGGGGAGAAGGAAGGGAAGCGGGGAAGGAAAAACCCUUCCUUUUGCGGAAACGCUCCUCUCUUUCUCUUUCUCUCUCUCUUCGCGUUCUUUGUUUCCUUUGAUUUGACAGCAUCACGGAAAUGGCGUGUAGUUGAUCCCCUGCGGACCCCUGUGCCGUUCAGGCCGAUCUGUUCACCGACCCCUUCCUUGCUAGAACACCCGGAGUCCCAACCCCUUUGCACUUGUUGGCAAGCUUCGCAUCUCAGAGAUGACGAGGAGUGAGCGUCUUGCCAAUUUUGCCCUUUUAGGCCUUACGUUAGCACCACUUGUCUUCAAGAUAAAUCCAAAUGUAAAUGUAAUAUUGACAGCUUGCUUAGCUGUAUAUGUUGGUUGCCACCGAUCUGUGAAGCCCACACCUCCUACGGAGACAAUGUCAAAAGAGCAUGCCAUGCGUUUUCCUCUGAUCGGUAGUGCAAUGCUCUUGUCGUUAUUCUUGCUCUUCAAGUUCCUGUCCAAGGACUUGGUGAAUGCUGUCCUCACUCUAUAUUUCUUUGUGCUUGGAAUCAUCGCACUUUCCGCAACCCUGUUACCUUCAAUUAAGCGAUUUCUCCCAAAUCAUUGGAAUGACAACGCCAUUUGUUGGCAUCUGCCAUAUUUUCACUCUGUAGAGGUGGAGUUUACGAGAUCUCAAAUUGUUGCAUCCAUUCCUGGAACCUUCUUUUGUGCAUGGUAUGCCUCAAAGAAGCAUUGGUUAGCCAACAAUGUUUUGGGGCUUGCAUUCUGCAUUCAGGGUAUUGAGAUGCUGUCUCUUGGAUCGUUUAUGAUUGGUUGUAUUCUUCUGUCUGGAUUGUUCGUGUAUGAUAUCUUUUGGGUUUUCUUCACACCAGUGAUGGUUAGUGUGGCAAAAUCUUUUGAUGCCCCUAUAAAGCUUUUAUUUCCUACAUCAGAUGCUGCACGACCUUACUCAAUGCUUGGGCUUGGGGAUAUUGUUAUCCCAGGUAUUUUUGUUGCACUGGCCUUGCGGUUUGACAUGUCAAGAGGAAAAGACAAGCGAUAUUUUAUUAGUUCGUUCAUCGGUUACACUGUUGGUUUAACUCUAACUAUUAUUGUAAUGAAUUGGUUCCAGGCAGCUCAGCCUGCACUACUUUACAUCGUGCCUUCUGUUAUUGGAUCAGUCGCAGUGCAUUGUCUUUGGAAUGGUGAAGUAAAAGAGAUAUGGGAAUUUGAUGAAUCCAAAGGCUCAGAUGAUUCAAGUACCGGUGAUUCACCAAACCAAGAUGGUGAGAGAACUGGUGAGGCAGAAUCCAGUAAGAAAACGGAAUAGAGAAAGAAUAUGCUGGUCAUGCAAGCUCCGACAUAUAUUGUAAUCAUGCCAUUAGUUGUGAUUGACCUCAGUUUACAGUAGGUUACUGAAACAGGUAGGGCCGAUUUUAUCAUCCAAUAAAAAAGAGCCCAUUUUGAAAGUGGUUACAUGUAGGAGGUCAGAGAGUUUUUACAUGCAAAAAUGUUCUUGUACGUUCAGGAGACCUCAUGCAAUUUUUUUAGUUGUACUUUUAUUCUUCAAGUUUCUGACUCUAUUCAGUUCUCGCAAUGUAGAAAAUUUUCUUAUUUGUGCUCUGGGCUGAAUUGCUGUAUUUCUUGUGUUAAGCAGUUGAAUUACUUUUUGAGAUA
Molecule: messenger RNA, 1666 nt
Organism: Nymphaea colorata (pocket water lily)
Lineage: Eukaryota; Viridiplantae; Streptophyta; Magnoliopsida; Nymphaeales; Nymphaeaceae
Product: signal peptide peptidase 2
Exons: 11
Coding region: 264-1319 (351 amino acids)
Biological process (GO): membrane protein proteolysis
Cellular component (GO): lumenal side of endoplasmic reticulum membrane; membrane; cytoplasmic side of endoplasmic reticulum membrane
Molecular function (GO): aspartic endopeptidase activity, intramembrane cleaving
Source: RefSeq, a predicted model, not a curated record